This is a messenger RNA of Uloborus diversus, 7977 nucleotides long. It is a transcript of the gene dia, whose product is annotated as protein diaphanous-like. Gene Ontology annotation, biological process: actin filament polymerization; actin cytoskeleton organization. Gene Ontology annotation, molecular function: small GTPase binding; actin binding; microtubule binding. The transcript is spliced from 26 exons. Bases 386 to 3649 code for a protein of 1087 amino acids. Gene Ontology annotation, cellular component: actin filament; cytoplasm. Lineage: Eukaryota; Metazoa; Arthropoda; Arachnida; Araneae; Uloboridae. The record is from RefSeq and is a predicted model, not a curated record.
UUUACGUAUUUUUUUAUGUUUGGCCCCACACAUUAUUUUUAUGUGAUAUUUUUAACUGAAAUAACCACUGCCAAAACGGCUCAUGUGCAAAGUAUUCUGUUGUCAAUAUCGCCUUGAUAAUAUUUUGGUGUAAAACUGCUGUCCUCCGAGAUACGCCCCAAAUAAAAUUGUCUAUUACUCUUUAUAUGUGAUACAAAACAUGGGAGGACCGGUUUUAAUCUUGAAAAAAGUUGAAAAUAAUUGACAGUUUUGAAUCUGUGGUUUGCGCAAGAGAAAAUGAAACUUUCUACUUGUAAUAAAAAGUUGCUUCGGCUCAGAUUAUGUAUUUGAAUUCAAAUAAUCUGAGCGUAUCGUAAACACACAACAAACGAACAGAGCGCUUAACAUGUCUAAAAAAGAAAUGGCUUCAAAGGACAAAAUGGGCGGCUUUCUGCUGGAGAAAAUUGGUGGGCUUGGAAAGUCUAAAAAAGAUAAAGGCAAAUAUACGCACAAUCAGAGGCCAUAUUCAGAUGACUUCACAGAUCAAGUUCAUAAUGAUGCAGAAAAUAACCUAGAUUGUUUAACAGAUGAUCAGAUCAACAGCCAGUUUGAAACUAUGCUGGAUGAUAUGAAUUUAUCUGAAGAGCUUAAAGAACCACUUAGGAAAAAAGGAGUGGAUGAGAAAAGAAAACUUCUCAGCAUGCACAUAAAAGGGAGCACAGCGAAGAGUCGUCUUGAUAGCCCUGCAGAUUAUAUUUCCUAUUUAAGUAAUUCUGAUAUUAGUGUACAUAAAUUAUUUCAGUGUAUGGAAUCAUUAAGAAUUGCGUUAACUAAUAACACUGUCAGCUGGGUGCAAGAAUUUGGAAGCAGAGGCCUUGAUAAAUUACUUCAAAUUCUUAACUCAUGUUAUGGAAAAAAUGUAAAAUAUGAACGUAUUCAGCAUGAGUGCAUCAAGUGCCUAAAAGCUCUGAUGAACAAUACUGUGGGUUUAAAACAAAUCUUUCAACAUCCAGAUGCCUUAAACAUACUUGCUCGUUCCAUUGAUUCGUCGGUUCCGGUUAUUAUGACAGAUGCUGUUAAAUUAAUGGCUGCUUUGUGUCUUGUUCCUCCAAACGGUCAUGAAAAAGCUCUGGAAGCUAUUACAAUAUGUGGAGAGAUUGAAGGUAGAGAAAGGUUUGCUCCAAUUAUUCAAGGCUUGGAAGCUCGAAAUGAAACUUUGCGAAUUGCUUGCAUUCAGCUGAUAAAUGCCUUAGUUACGUCACCUGAUGAUUUAGAUUAUCGUUUGCAUUUGAGGAAUGAGUUUAUGAGAACUGGCCUCAUUGAUGCUUUAGAAAACUUGCAAGUAGAAAAUAACCAAACUACUGAGUUAAGUAUUCAGCUGAAAAUAUUCCAUGAUCACAAAGAUGAAGAUUUUGAUGAAUUUUCACAAAGAUAUGAAAAUGUGCGCUUAGAGUUUGAAGAUAUGAAUGAUUGUUAUGAACUUAUUAAGCAAACGAUAGCUGAAACUCCUGCUGAAAAUGACUUUCUGUCAGUACUUCAGCAUUUACUUUGCUUACGAGAUGAUAUUAGUGUUAGGUCUGCUUAUUACAGAUUGAUAGAAGAAUGUGUUUCUCAAAUAGUAUUACAUAAAAAUGGCUGUGAUCCAGAUUUCAGACAUACAAAAAGGUUUAAAAUAGAUGUCGAACCUUUAAUAGAAACAAUAAUUGAUAAAUCAAAACAAGAAGAUGAACGUGUCUUUGAUGAGCUUAGCAAAAAAUUAGAAGAUGCCUUAACAGCCAAACAAGAAUCUGAAGCAAGGUUGGCUCAAAUUGAAGGUCGUCUACAGGAAUAUGAAGCAAUUAUAACUGAUGCAAAGAAAAAGGGAACACUACCUCAGUUACCACCUGGAAUGACAACACUAAUCGCCAACUCUUGUCCACCUCCUCCUCCGCCUCUUCCAGGAGGUGGAAUUCCUCCUCCCCCGCCACCACCACCUCCUGGUUCUGGUGGAAUCCCUCCUCCUCCACCAAUGCCUGGAUGUGGUCCACCCCCUCCUCCACCUAUGCCAGGAUGUGGUCCACCGCCACCCCCACCUAUGCCAGGCAUGGGACCACCACCACCACCUCCUCCACCUGGUCUUGGUGGAUUUAGACCACCAGCACCACCCAUGGGAGGACUUUCUCCUAAUCUUCCAUCAUCUAAUGUUUUACCUCAUGGAAUGCAGCCAAAACCGAAGUAUGUCUUAGAGACACCUUUAAAACGUGCCAAUUGGAAAAAGAUUCAACCACAAAAGUUGUCAGACAAAGCAUUUUGGGUAUCUGUGCAUGAAGAAAAGUUAGCAAGUGAUGACAUCUUUGAAUCUUUGCUUUCUAAAUUUUCCUCCAAACCACAAACUAAAAAAGAGAACAAGAUUGAUGAGAAAAGGCCAUCAAAGAAAGUAAAAGAACUUAAAGUACUAGAUGCAAAAUCAGCACAAAAUUUAAUGAUUUUACUCGGAUCUGUCAAAAUUUCAGUCGAAGAUAUGCAAAAGUACAUUCUUAAAGUUGAUGAGAAGCAGUUAACAGAUGCUAUGCUUCAGCAAUUGAUUAGGUAUAUGCCUGAACCGGAACAGCUAUCUAGGCUAGAACAGUUUAAAGACCAGUACAAUGAGUUAGCUGAAGCUGAACAAUUUGCUGUUACGAUGGGAAGCAUUAAAAGAUUAGUUCCCCGACUUAAAUCAAUAAGCUUCAAAAUGAGGUUUCAAGAGAUGGUUCAAGAUAUAAAGCCAGAUAUAGUAGCUGCUACAGCUGCAUGUGAAGAGGUGAAGCAAAGUAAAAAAUUUGCCUUGAUUCUUCAAAUUAUUUUGUUAAUUGGUAAUUAUAUGAAUGCUGGUUCAAGGAAUGAGCAAGCGGUUGGUUUCGAAAUCAAUUUUCUGACCAAGCUCAAUUCAACAAAGGCAAUUGAUCAUAAGACUACACUUUUGCAUUAUGUCGUAGAAGUUGUUGAAAAGAAGCAUCCGGAUGCUCUAAAUUUUGCAGAAGAGUUAAUGCAUGUGGAUAGAGCUGCAAGAGUUUCAUCAGAACAAAUUCAGAAAAAUUUAAGUCAAAUGAAGAAGUCUGUGAACCAAUUGGAAACUGAUCUUAAAACUUUCCGUCCUCAUAAUGAUAAAGAUAGAUUUGCAGAAGUUAUGACUAGUUUUCUUGCAGAAGCAUCUGCACAAUAUGAAAUUUUAGAAAACAUGUUCAAACAAAUGGAAAAGCUUUUUGAAGAACUAUCAGUAUUUUUUGCAUUUGAUCCUAAAAAGUAUGCUUCAGAUGAAUUUUUUAGUGACAUCAAAACAUUUAAAGAUAUGUUCCUUGAAGCUUACAAAGAUAAUCUUCAUGUAAGAGAAGUAGAAGAAAAAUUGAGAAGAGCAAAAGAAGCAAAAGAAAAAGCAGAAAAGGAAAAACAAGAAAGAUUAGCCAAAAAGAAACAACUAAUAGACAUUAACUCAGGUGAAGACCAAGAAGGAGUAAUGGAUAGUUUGUUAGAAGCUCUGAAAACAGGAUCUGCGUUUUCUCAAAAACCUAGACGUAAAGCUGCAGCACGUGGAGCUGCAGACAGGAGAGCUCAACUUAAUCGUAGUCGGUCAAGAAGCAAUAUUUUAUCUCAUAGUGGUGGUAGGGAGAAUGUGAACAUUUAUGACUGUAGGAAUGGUGAAAUUGUUCGGUGAGCUAAAUGAAAUAGAAAAUAAUUAUAUUUUUUUAUUGUGUCAAAGCUACUUGGUAUAGUAGAGCUUAUACUAAGUAAAUUAGUAUUGUUUAUAAUUGUACAGAUCACAAAAAGUUGUACAGGUAGCAACUUAGGUUGCAGACUUUUAGUCUUUUUAGUUUGUUGUUUAAGCUGGUAUGAACUCCAUUGUUUCAGUUGUGAAAUUAAUAUUUUUAUUAUAGUCAAAGAUUAUUAUUUGUUCAUGAAUUUUAAAAAGUGUUGAAAUUUAGUUUGAUUUUAAAAUUGAAUUAGGAUUUGAAAUGUAAAUUGGCUUUGUGUGCAGAGUUUUAAGUGCAGAUAAAACUAAAAUAUUGUGUGUUGUUUUUCUCAUUAGUUUUUAUUAUCACUUCAUUUUUAAAAUUUAAUUUUUGAUGUUUGACUUCUUUUAAUUUUGCAAUUGAUAGUUAAAGAUUUUAAGAACAUUUGAGUGCUUAUGUUUCUUUUCGUGAUUUUAUAUGCUACGAAAUGCAAAUGCAAAAAAAAAAAAAUAUUUUGCUGAUGCUUUUCUUCUGGAAUUUAAUUUUGUUAAUUUAUGACAAAACUGUUAAUGAAGAUCGAUUGUAUGAAAUCUUAAAAACCAAGGAAAUAACUCAUAAAUCAAGAACUCGCAAAAUAAAAAAGUCCAAAAUUGUUGGAAAGUGUUGCACGUAUAUUGUAAUCGUAAAGAAAUUUAUUUUUCAUGAAAAAUUUGUCCAAUGUUUUAUUAAUUGUACAUUGCUUCCACGGCUGUGCCAAGUACACAAAAACAGUUCUUCAAAUUGCUUGUUUUUAUAAUGGUCUUUGUUUGACAUGUACAUUUGACCUUUGACACCCUCAGAGACUCCCAUAGCUACCAAUUGCUUGGUUUAUUGGUUUAAAUGCCGAGAUAAAUCUGAGCAAGUGAGUUUCUGAGGAACCUCACAUGUAUAUAAAUUAUAUACUUCAGUUGGCAAUGAGCUUUAAAAUAAGGGGAUGUACACGAGAUUUUAACCUCUAAAUCCACCCUCUUGCUGCAUCCUGAGUGAGUAUAGUGGAAGCAUGAUUGCAUUAUUAGAAAGGAGAAAAAAUUGUUUGUGAUCUGCAAGGAUUACAACUUACAACACACAUGGUGGAAAAUAUAUGCAUUGUUUUAUAUGCAUGCAUUGCGUAUAAUCUAAAGUUAAUAAUUCAAGCGUAAAAUAUUUUAUCCUUGAAAAUUUAAAUACAAGUCACUUUUAAAAUCAUUAUUAGUACUGCUUUCUUUAGUUUUGCAUAGAGUUCAUUGCUAUAAAACUAAUUCACACGUACUGUACAUAAUAUAUAUUUUUUAUUGAAAUUGUAUUUAUUUUAAAUAUAUACUUUCUUCCCAAAAUUUAAAUUUAAAACUUUUGUCUUGGAAAAUACUGCUGCUUUAAUACUAAUUGUUGAAAUAAAAAUACAUUUUGCAAAAAAAAAAUAAAAGAAAGAAAUCAUGAUUUUGUGUUUUACUGCUGUACAAAACUGUUAAUUAUAAGUGAAAUAUUUAUAUUUUGAGCUUCAUGAUAUGGUAAUCAUUGAACGUUGUGUGAUAAUGAUGAAUACAGUGAGAUACAGCUAUAAGAAAAAAAAAAAAGGAGAUUACAACCUUUUUAAUGCAGAGUGUAUAAUAUAUUUUUCUUUGUAGUGCUUAAAGUUUGUUUUCGAAAUUCAGUUCCUAACUCAGUAUCUCAUAUUUUCUUCAAAUGAGGUACUGAGUGGUGCACUACUUUACUUGUGGUGCACUACUUUAGUGGUCAACUUAAACAGGUGGUCAACUUAUAGAGGCUAAAUUAUAUGUUAAGAUCUAAUUCUGUGCUUGAAACUAGCGGUCAACUUAGGUGGUCAGUUUACAAGGGUGGUCAACUUAACAAGUUUUACUGUACAACAAAUGAAGAAACAUUGAGGAAUUGUGAAAGUGCUGUCGAAGCAAUCGAAGUUCUCAAAGUAUCAUAGUUAUAGCACUCAAGGCGUUUUUAAUUUUAGAAUUGUUCAAGUCACUUUUGAUCUGUUUUGAUAAUUUUUUAUAACAAUAAAAAUGUCCAAAAUUUUGCAUGUAGUAUCCAUUGCAAUCAUUGAAAGCUUUAGAUUUAAUAUUGAACUAUGCUAACUUUAGAUUUAAUAUAUUACUGAUAUUUUGCUAGAAAAGGUUUUUGCUCCUUACAAAGGGUGAAAUUUUAUUUGACAGUUAGUAUCCAUUUUGAUGAUGUUGAUUGUAAUUUUAUUGCAAUGUUUUGCAUAUGUUUUGGGUUUGCAAAUAUUGCGAGAAUUCUUGGUCAAUAAUGUGUAGUGAAAUGAUUAAUGUGAGACACCCUGUCUGUUGUUUAUGGGGGAAAAAAUCAUCCCUUUUUAGCACUUAAAUAUUUCUUUUUGUACUUGGAAAUAUAGGAGGGUUUGGUCCACUUAGAUUUGGAUUAAAAAACCCAGUAAUAAAAACAUUUUUUGCUAAAAAAAUGAUAAUGUGAUAUUUAAAAUACGUCCAUUCAUUAAAUCUUUAGUUUUUUAAAAAUUUUAAUGUAAUUUAUUUAUUUUUUGCUCAUGAUAAUUGUGAUAAUAAUAAAAUUGUUAUUCAAAUUUUUGGUUAAAAAUGUUUUUAGAACACUGAAACAGUUAAUUAGAGCAAAGUUUUUGGAAAUCAGUACGAUGCUCAAAUCUUGCCAGUUUUAAUCAUAACCCACUAAAGUUACCACAUUCUGUUUUGCAUUUCAUGAUUGUACAUUAUGUAUUGUUCUUGGACAAUUCCUUGAGGAUAUUUUAUCAAAGUAAUUUUUGAUAUUAAUCUUGUUUAUGAAAAAUUUACCCUUUCAAAUUUUGAGUAAAAGUUAUAAUUAUAAUUAGUGGCAAAUUUACCAUAUCACUAAUAUUGCAAUGUAAGGGGUCCUCACGACAUGGGGGGCCCAGAAGAUGGUCUAAAAAAGCAUUUUAAAAAUAUUUUUCAUUGUUCUGUUAUUCUGUAAGAGUACCCCAAAAAUUCUUGCGACAGGUCCCCAAACCUGUAAAUCUGCCACUGGUGCUAAAUAUUUAAGUGAAUGACUGGAACAAUUAUGGCACAAAUUUUCAAUUAAAGCAACAUUGUUUAGCUUUAUAUGAUGCUUAUAAAUAGCUUGUGGUAAGAGCUGCAAAUCCAAGCUAUAGAAAGGAAUUUUAAAUGCUUACUAAAUUUUAAUUGGAAGAAAAACACAUAGAAUUUUUUUUUUUUUUUUUUUUUUUUUUGCACUUUGUGUGCAUUUACAAAGGAAAUUCAUUGACCUCGCUUAUCACCCCAAGUAAGGAUUUUCGAUAGUAGCCAUUUGCAUUAAACCUUGCAGUCGACCAACACCUUCUCUGAACUAUCCAACAAUGCACCUGGGUAGAAGUAGGUCCAAAAUUCUACCUACAAUAAUUUACCAGUUUUCCCUUCUAGAACUUUCAUAUUGUGGUUUUAAAAUUCCUGCAAUAGGACUGUCUUUUACUCAAUGUGAAUGAGCUCUUUUUAAAAAUUUAAACACAUGCAUUACAGUCUUAGAAUGGGAUUUAAAAUGUUAAAAGCUAACCUCUGGUGUCUUAACUAAGAUCAAAGUAUUCAAAGCAUCCUUUCUGAUAAUGUUUUAACAAUAUAUUCUAUAAUUUCUGUUCUCAUUUUCAAAAAGUUUAGCAAACUUUUUAGUUAUGGAAUUGUAAACCAAUUGUUAAAUAUCUCAUUUGCCCUAUUUUCAACCCUUUAAAUUAAUUGUUGACUUGUACCAGCUAGGCUGGCUAUAUGGGUUGUGCUGCUUCACAUUUCCAUCUGUACCGUAAUUUGGUGUGAAGUCCGACUUCCAUGACACACACAUGCCAUGAGGACCCAUUUUUAGGAUAGGCAACCAUUCACAGCAUAGCAAUGCAUUCACACAAAGGAAGGACAAGAGAGAGAGAGAAAGUACGUCCAUGCCCAAGUCUAGAUUUGAACCUGGGACCUCCCCAUUGCAGUCAGACUCCUCUGACCUCUAGACAGGGAGGGCGACUUUCAAUUAAUUAUUCAGCUUAUUAGAAGUCUAUACAAAAAGUAGAACUAAAAAAAGUUUUAUGAAUAAGCUUCUAUAAUCUAGGGCGAAGUAAGCUCAUUUGAAAAUAGUGAAAUUUCUACUUAUACAUUUAAGCUGUAUUUAAACUUCAAAGUAUGAAUUGAAAUUCUGAUCAAUUAAUUUUCACAAAGCAAUCCCCCCUUUUUUUGUUGGUAAGUUUAGCUGUGCUUUAUGUAUACUUAAAGUAAAGAUGUUUGUCAUCUUUUAACAUAUGAACACAUGUAAUAUACAUAUCCAUAGUCUAUACCCAUGCACAAAUGCUUUCAAAGUGAAA